This is a messenger RNA of Lonchura striata (white-rumped munia), 1163 nucleotides long. RefSeq names its product apolipoprotein L domain containing 1 (gene APOLD1). Gene Ontology annotation, cellular component: membrane; extracellular region. Lineage: Eukaryota; Metazoa; Chordata; Aves; Passeriformes; Estrildidae. The record is from RefSeq and is a predicted model, not a curated record. Gene Ontology annotation, molecular function: lipid binding. Gene Ontology annotation, biological process: lipoprotein metabolic process; regulation of endothelial cell differentiation; angiogenesis.
CGCAGCAAUUGGUCCACAGGAGCUAUAAAUUGGUCUCCUCCAGAAACAGAUCAAAAUUUGUCUUCUGGGAGGGUGGCUGGAAACUGAAGAAGCCAUGGAGAGGAGCAGUGCUGCCUUUCCACCGACACCAGACCCCACGCACCACUUCCACGUAGCCCUGCUGGAUCAGAGACGGAGGCUGCGUGGCCAAAUUGCUCACCUUCACAAGGCAGCUCGGAAACUCAACAAGCUCCGCAAGAGGUCCCUGAUUGCCAAUGUCAGCGGGAGCACCCUGACCGCUGCCGGAGCAGUCACAGCCAUCCUGGGGCUGUCCCUGAGCCCGGCGACACUGGGAGCAUCUCUGCUGGCAUCGGCUGUGGGUCUGGGCCUGGCCACGGCAGGGGGGGCCGUCAGCAUCACUUCUGACCUUUCCUCAGUGCUCUGCAAUUCCCGGGAGGUGAGGAAGGUGCAGGAAAUUGCAAUGACUUGUCGGAAACAGAUGAGGGAAAUACUCGGCUGCUUGGAGUUUCUUCGCCGGGGGCAGGGCCCGGGCGACCCUACACUGCGCCAGUCAGAGAAGAGGGCAUCCAUCUCGCUCUACAACUCCGUCUGCUUCAUGGUCUUCUGCGGCUCCCAGAGCUUCCUCGUGCCCGAAUACACAAAGGAGGUCACUAAAGUAAGCCAGGCUGUGCUGAAGGCCAAAAUCCAGAAGCUGGCUGACAACCUGGAGACCUGCACCAGGGCAAUGGAUGAAGUUUGUGAUCUUCUUGAGUCCAGAACAGAGCUUUCCCCAUGUACGAGGAGACUCAGCUUGGAUGCUAAAACCACUGCCGAGAUCCUGAGACCGUCCAGCUGAAACAGCGUUCGGCCCAUAUUAAAACUGGGUUUGGAGACAUUACAUUAUUAACUGUGACCAUUAGCACUGCUACCUGUUGUUUUACAGUUCAUGGUGCUGAUGCUGUGAGGCAGACAUUCUGCAGACCCCUUUUCCCCAGCCAUCUUCACUGCUCUGCUUCCUCAAGGCAGCAAAAAUAAGUAGGUCAGGAGGCAGAUGAAAUACCUGAUGCUGACUGAACCUGGUUUGUAAACAACUUACGAAUCUGUGUGUGGUACAAGGGCUGGAGUACCCUAAAAAAGCCAGCAGCUGCCAAUUUCCAGUAGAGUACAAUCCCAUUACCAAGGUA